This is a messenger RNA of Panicum virgatum (switchgrass), 508 nucleotides long. Its product is annotated as protein EGG APPARATUS-1-like. The transcript has a single exon. Bases 82 to 306 code for a protein of 74 amino acids. Lineage: Eukaryota; Viridiplantae; Streptophyta; Magnoliopsida; Poales; Poaceae. The record is from RefSeq and is a predicted model, not a curated record.
UCGAUCGCUCUCUCGGUCAUCCAAGAGCCAGCCGCGCCGCGCGCUCUAGCCCUGCUCCCGGCCCGACGCUCGUCGAGCGCGAUGGCGAAGGACGACGAGAAGCUCGCCGGCGGCGCCGCCGUGGGCGCCGUCAUCUCCUACUUCCUGUGGCCCGUGGCGGCCCCGGCGGCGGUCGUCAUGAUGAAGGCGCCCGGCGCCGCGGGGUUCCUCAUCUCCCGCGCCGCAUUUUUAGUAAACCCCAAACUCUACUUCGCCCUCCUCCGCACCGCCGGAGCGGCAGCCGCCGCCGCCGCGUUCGCCGCCUAGCGGCAAGCCGGCGACCCGAGCUAGUAAGAGUAAAUAAAAGAUGGCCGGUGGGCAGUGGCCGCACGCGCCUUCGGGCGUUUGGCCGUCGAUCACUCGUGCACGCCGCUGCUGCGAAUUUGCCUUCAUGCAUGUAUGCCGACUCUAUCGAUCCUAAUAUGAUAUCAGUUCAUGGCAAUGGUUUUCGCACGGCGAUGACAUUCUA